UAGCACGUUCAUUCAUUUUUCCGGAUAAUGAUGUUUACUAUUUCGCAAGUGAGCGCGUUUAUAGUACGACCAAGUGCCGAUGACAGCCUUUAGGACAUAAACAUGUCAAAAAUGAAUACUACGUAAUUAAGUUGUAUGAUAAUUUACGCAUCGAGAAAGUUAACUUGCAAAACUCGCACUAGGCACUCAGGUACCUACCAGCAUUGAUCAUAGUCUCUCCUAUUCGUACGCUGCCGCUGCAAAUGUGAUCUCCCCAUCUUACAUUAUAUGAUAUAGGUAAUAAUAAUAUUAUAGAUACUUACCUACAUCGUUACCUACCUUACCUAAUAUACUUACAUCAUAAUCAUAUCAACCAGUUGCCGUCAAUUGUCAAACUUAUGCAUUCAAACCUUACAAAAGGCCUAUAUUUUAAAAUGAGCCCGUUUCUCGAACAGCCUGUAAUUUCCGAUGAAAGGAUAAAGUCACCAAUGAAAAAUGAUGAAGCCAAGCAAACGUUUCUGAAACUCCUAAACACCAUAGUCAAGGUGAAUGAGCAGAGAUUAGUCACCGUUAAGAAAAUGGCUGAUCUUCAAGACUACAUGCUUACGAAGAAUAAACUGAAGACUGAUUACGAUUCCUAUGACUCCAUAGAAGAUGAAGACAGCCGAAUUUUAAUAGCUUAUGCGCAGAACUUUCCAAGAUUAAGAAGAGCAGAAGACGAAGCCAUUACCAGAGCCAUGUGUAACAAUAUGAAUUUAUUUCGACACAACACUGGUAGAGCGACGAAGUUUUUCAGGAAUACUUGUAGAGAGCGAGCGAUAAGACAAUGUAUUGCUGCUUGCAAGCAAACUUUAGCCGACGUUAACAGCAAAUCAAAUUGUAUUCUCAAAACCAGAAGAGAUUCUAUCUCUACAUGUAAAGAUAACUGCAGAAAUUCGUUUGAUUAUGAUUUGGAUUAA
Molecule: messenger RNA, 938 nt
Organism: Helicoverpa zea (corn earworm)
Lineage: Eukaryota; Metazoa; Arthropoda; Insecta; Lepidoptera; Noctuidae
Exons: 2
Coding region: 378-938 (186 amino acids)
Source: RefSeq, a predicted model, not a curated record